Wallemia mellicola CBS 633.66 is the source of this 636-nucleotide messenger RNA. RefSeq lists its product as hypothetical. The record is from RefSeq and is a predicted model, not a curated record. The transcript has a single exon. Bases 1 to 636 code for a protein of 211 amino acids. NCBI's taxonomy places the organism in Eukaryota, Fungi, Basidiomycota, Wallemiomycetes, Wallemiales, Wallemiaceae.
AUGAACCCAAAUAGGUUGCUAUAUAGGUGCAGGAAAACAGACUUAGAAUCUUGUCGGUAUUUUAUAUGGGUAGACGACUUUGAGAAAGCUGCAGAUAAUCAAUUGAACAAUGAGAAUUACACACUCAGAACACGACGCAGACACAUUUUAGAUGCAUGUAAACGACGUAACGACGCUAAUAAGCUUUCUAGAUGGUCAACCAAACUCGUUGAUGACGUUUUGGCUGAAUUUGAUAAGCAUGACGACGAGAUAACUAAUUUCAGCGACGAUGAUGACUUUAUCGAGUGUAGUAGACAGCCGAAUAAGAGACUAUAUGAUGUAGACAGCGACAACAAAGAGGAGCUACCGUCGACACCCAAAAGACCCCGUCGUCUAUCACCUCCGGGCCAACCCCGGCAUAGAAAAGUUAGCGAUUUCUUCAAAAAGAUCGACGAGAAGGGUGCGAAAAGGGAGAGGAGUGAUACAAACGCACAGCUAGAUACUAACGAGUUAAUAAAUUACGUUAAAUCUACAGAAAGAAGCCAUGCAGGACUCGCCCAAGAACUAGAAGAAGCGAAAGGGGAAAUCAGGAAAUUGAAAAAGGAAGCGCGUGUGUACAACGAUAUAAUUGGUAAACUCUACAAAUUAAUACCUUAA